UCAUCUGCGCUGCAAACAAUGCAGCCUCACAACCUGUCGCUCAGCUCCAACUCCCACAAAAGCCUCUCCGUCAUCAUCAAGGUGUGCGCGGUCAUCCCUUUCUUCUGCCUCUUCCUGUGCUGCGUCAUCGUCAUGCUCCACAUCUUCGCCUCCCACCGCCACUUCCUGGAGACGUCCCGCUACACCCUCUUCGCCUGCAUGCUCGUCAACGACACGCUGCAGCUGUUCUUCUCCGUGCUGCUCUUUCUCCUCUCUAUGGGCCAGGUGACGCUGGCCCUGGUGUACUGCGCCCCCUUGCUGUUUGUCUCCCUCGUCACCUUCCAGAACACGCCCCUGAUCCUGGCCGCCAUGUCUCUGGAGCGCUACGUGGCCAUCGUUUAUCCCCUCCACCAGCCAGCCAUGUGGCGCUCGGACCGGCUCUGGGUGAUGGUCCUGGUCCUGUUCAUCUUAAGCUGCGUCUUCCCCAUCGCCAUGUUCUCAAUACGGCCGCUCGACCCCGCCGAGGACAUCCUCACCACGCAGCAUGUGUGCAAAAACUUCAAUAUCAACUCCUCCCCGACGCAGACCCUCCUCAAGGUCGGCGUCCACGUGUCCGUCUUCUCCUUGGUGGCCAUCGUCGUCCUCUUCACCUACGUGCGCAUCCUGCUGGAGACCAGGAAGCUGAGGCAUGACCGGGCCUCUGUGGGCCGUGCCAUGCACACGGUGAUGCUGCACGCCAUCCAGCUGCUGCUCUGCAUGCUUGCCUUCUUGUACCCCAUCACCGUCAACUUUAUCCAGCUGCACGGUGACUGGUCCAAACAGGACGUGGCCUUUUUUAACUACUUCUGCUUCAUGCUCAUCCCCCGCUUUCUCAGCCCGCUCAUUUACGGUUUCCGCGAUCAGAGCCUGCGAGGCUACAUCGGGAAGACCUUUAAUUGCUGCUUUAAGAAGGCAAACCUCCAGGUCCAGACCUGAGACCGCCAACUUGGCACUUUCUUCAAUUCUGCCUUUACCAACAUAAGUUUGUCAUAUUUCCUGCUUCCACGGUGACGCAAUGCAGUUAUACGCUGCAAACGACACUAAUAAACAAACAUUGCAUCCGGAUAGUAUUCACAGCGCUUUAUUAUUAUUUCACACAUUUGGUAAUGUUACAGUCUUAUUCCAAAAUGGAAUAAAUUCAUCUUUGU
Molecule: messenger RNA, 1166 nt
Organism: Nerophis lumbriciformis (worm pipefish)
Lineage: Eukaryota; Metazoa; Chordata; Actinopteri; Syngnathiformes; Syngnathidae
Gene: or95a1
Product: odorant receptor, family 95, subfamily A, member 1
Biological process (GO): G protein-coupled receptor signaling pathway; detection of chemical stimulus involved in sensory perception of smell
Cellular component (GO): membrane
Molecular function (GO): odorant binding; G protein-coupled receptor activity; olfactory receptor activity
Source: RefSeq, a predicted model, not a curated record